Messenger RNA from Platichthys flesus (European flounder), 7014 nucleotides. RefSeq names its product SMG6 nonsense mediated mRNA decay factor (gene smg6). Gene Ontology annotation, cellular component: telomerase holoenzyme complex. Bases 12 to 5036 code for a protein of 1674 amino acids. Gene Ontology annotation, molecular function: protein binding; telomerase RNA binding; telomeric repeat DNA binding. Lineage: Eukaryota; Metazoa; Chordata; Actinopteri; Pleuronectiformes; Pleuronectidae. The record is from RefSeq and is a predicted model, not a curated record. The transcript is spliced from 20 exons. Gene Ontology annotation, biological process: nuclear-transcribed mRNA catabolic process, nonsense-mediated decay.
UCGAAGGAAAGAUGGCGGAAGAACUGGACCGAGUGCGAAUCUCCGCCGCGGAACUCCGAGCCGAGGCGUCGAGUGCCGGGAACAGCACCGACUGUCAGAAAGAUGAGCAGCAUGUACCCAAGCAACAUUUGAAGCGGGAAGCAAAGCGCCCUGAUCAGCAGCGCUUCAAACCAGCAGCUGGACAUGGACGGCAUCACCAUGACAGUGAGGAGGGCGAAACCUGUCAAAGCGAUCCCCCGGUCACUUGUGUACAUGAGCAUGAUAAACCAUUGCAGAGUGAGAAAAAGGCGAUCUCUGAAAAAGUUUCAGACUCCACAGAUGGUGGGACGGGCACUGACCUCGGGGAAGAAGACAGGGUGAGAGGUGAUGGAAGUAACACUCAGAACCGUAAAAAGGGCAGCCACUCGCGGCCUAAAAUGGAAGCAAAUCAAGAAAAGACCUUUGUCGAAAAUGACAAAGAACACCAGGAACCCGCUGGAACUGCUAAACCAGCAAGGAAAGCACGCAAACCUGACCGGGAAUUGUAUCAACCUGGGACCCGCAGGAGUACCCAGGGAAAGGAGUAUGGAGUUGGAAAAGAGCAAGAUACACCUCCCCCUGGGAAGCAGGAGCAUAAAACUGAGCCAGAAGCCGAGGAAAUGGAGGUGAACAAAAAGAGAUCCCCAGAGAAGCCAAGAGGGAAAGUUAAAGAAGUAAAAGAUACACAGGAAAAUGUAAAGGUUUCCAAAUCCAGUGAGACAAACAGAAAGCAAGGAAGCCGAGAUGUUCAAAAGCCUUUGUUACCACCUGAUGCUUCAGUGGAGAAAAUGACCUGCAUGGUGGAAAAACUCAGCAUGAAAGAAAAGGGUAAAAUUGGAAGUGAAGGCCAAGAUGUUGGAGAGUUAAGUUGCAGGAGAGGGAAAACCACUGAAAAGGGAGAGCAGGGCCAAAGGGGUGGGGCAAAAGAAGAGGAGGAAAAGAUAGAUAGGACGAGAGGAAACCGCAGGAGAAGAGGAGGGGAGAAGGAAAAAGAGGGGAAUCGGGAUGGCAUAAGUGGUGGAGGAAGGAGUGACCAAGGGAAGGAUGAGAAAGAGAGAGACCGGAGGGCAGUAGAAGCAGACAGGGAUAACAAACCAGCUAAGACAGUAGAGACACACCAAAGCAAACUGAGAGAAAAUCGUGGAGAAAACAGAAGAGGAGGAGAUUACAAUAACAACCGGUCCAGAGAAGCUGAGAAAGAUGUUAAUACAGAAAAAAAUGUAGACAGGAUUGAAGAAAGAGUAAACAGAAACCAAUUCAAUGCAAACAUCACGCCAUCAUCAUCAAAGAGAUAUUCCAAGUCAGAUAUUCGACGCCCUCGGAAUCGAACCUACAGCAGUAGCUCAGCAAGCAGCGUGACCAGCCUCGAAGGUCCGGGAGUAGGGAUGAAUUUGGAAAAUACCAAGUGGCCACGCUUGCACCCUAAGCUCAAUAAUAAAGAGAAGAUGGCUACUUGUAGGGACGGACAGAGGAGGCAUUUAAAAAGCUGGCCAACUAACGGGGAAUCAUCUACAGAAUCCCUGGAAAGGAGUGAGAAAGGCGACGUAGCAGAGAAUAGAAGGCGGAGGAGAAGAGGAGGGGAGGACGAACUAAGUGCAGCGAGACGGAGGGAAGAAAGGAAGGGAAACAGGGGUGUAGGUCGGGGAAUACUAAGGGUUUCAAUCGAGAAACAUUCAGUUUCCACACCACAUAGUGGGGAUCCACAACAUUGCAAGCAAGGCCUGGUUCCUCGUGCCAGAGGUGGGGGUAUCCUGGUGCUUCCAUCCCACACAGACAUCUCUAGCUCCCCUGGGGUUGGGCAAAGGCUUUUUGGUGGAAUUAGGGGGGGUGCGGCCUCCAGCAGUAGAGGAGGCAGAGGAGGAGUGAGACGGCUUUGGGAUCCCAAUAACCCAGACCAGAAACCUGCCCUUACCAGCACUCAGUCCUCACAACAUAAAUCUCUCCAACAGCCUAUAUAUCUUCAGACAGGGACUGGAUAUGGACAACUUCACUUUCUGGACACAGACGAUGAGGUAGCAGGCAGUCCUCCAGUCCCGCAGGGUGAGCACCUUCGAUCCCAGCAGCCUGCUGCCAUAGCCCACUACAAAUUCCAAAACUCUGACAACCCCUAUGGCUACCCCAUGCCAACCAGCAGCCCACACAGUCCUGGCAACACCACCAGCCAACGCUAUCCAUAUCCAUAUCAUAUAGGGCCCUACCAAACGGCGCCCCCUUCUAACGGUAUGUACCCGGGCCCUGGGAUGGGUCAGAUCGGUGGGAGUUACAAGGGAGCAGCUUAUUCUCAGCCAGGUGCGGGAGGUAGUUUGAGUUUUCAAGAGGUGGAGCAACAGGCCAGGGGGGAGCUGGGAAAGCUGUUGAGGGCUGCGGAUACACAGGAGCUCCUGCUCAGUAACUUGCUGUCCAGGGACAGAGUGAGUGCGGAUGGACUGGAUCGCAUGGCCCAGCUCAGAGGGGACCUUUUGCGGGUAUAUGAGCAGGUCAUCCUCACAGACAUAGAGUUUUCAGACUCUCAGAAUUUGGAUCAAGCUUUGUGGAAGAAUGUGUUUUACCAGGUCAUAGAGCGAUUCCGGCAACUACUCAAAGACCCCGCCUCUGACAAUACCCCUCAUAUCAGGAACAUGUUGCUCACGCUGCUUGAUGAGGGAUCACUCUUCUUCGAUGCUCUGCUUCUGAAGCUGCAGACAGUAUACCAGUUUAAGUUGGAGGAUUACAUGGAUGGCAUGGCUAUAAGGGCUCGGCCAUUACGCAAAAUGGUCAAAUAUGCACUUAUUAGUGCUCAGCGCUGCAUGAUUUGUCAGGGAGAUAUCGCACGUUACCGGGAACAAGCCAGCGACUCGGCCAACUACGGCAAGGCUCGCAGCUGGUAUCUGAAAGCCCAGCAGAUUGCCCCCAAAAAUGGACGACCAUAUAACCAGCUGGCCCUGCUGGCAGUGUAUACAAAGAGGAAGUUGGACGCUGUGUAUUAUUACAUGCGAAGCUUGGCAGCUUCCAACCCCAUCCUCACGGCAAAGGAGAGCCUGAUGAGUCUGUUUGAAGAAGCUAAGCGAAAGACAGAGCAGUUUGAGGGAAGGAGGAAGAAGGAGCAUGAAGGGGGAUCUCGGGGUCCACUAGUGAGAGGAAGAGGAAGAGGGGAAGAGGGAGCACGUGUGGAGAUCUGGAUUCGCCCCAGCGCGCAAGCAGCAACCCCUUCCUCACAUAGAGGAGGUAGUGAGUCCAGCAGAGACUCUGAACUGGAUGGAGAGCUGGGGAGUCUCAGCGCAAGUGACUUAAACAAGAGGUUCAUUCUGAGGUUCUUGCAUGCACAUGGCAAGCUCUUCACUAAAGUCGGCAUGGAGUCAUUCCCCGGGGUGGCGAGCCGUGUUCUGCAGGAGUUCAAGAAGUUACUCCAGCAUGGACCUUCCCUACUGGGCAGCACACACAUGCUGCAGAUCAUCACCAUCAACAUGUUCAGUAUACACAAUGCCCACAGCAGAGAUGAAGGAGGAGAUGUGCGGUCCGUUUUGCAGGAGCAAAGCACUGCGCUGGGCCUCGGCAUGUUUGCACUUCUGGUUCAACGCUGCACGGAGCUGCUCAAAGAUACUCCUGCAGAUGGACGACGUGACAAGCUCCCUGAAAGUGAAGCCAAACAUCUCUCUCACCCCCUGGUGGCUGGCUGCAGUCAAGAACCAGUUCCCAUGGCAAAUGGAGAGGAGGAGGGUAAAGAGCAGGAGCUUGAGGGUAUGUUGAGGGUCUCUGCUUUUCCUCGUGAUCUAAAAGAACUACUGCCAAGCAUCAAGGUCUGGUCUGACUGGAUGUUGGGACAACCAGACCAGUGGAACCCACCGCCAUGCAGUAUAGAUGGUAGCCCUAAUGUUUGGCAAUGCCUGGCUGACCUGUGUAAUGUGCUGGCACGUGUGGACCACGAGGAAGUGCCCCUUUUCAAAGCGGACACUGAUGAAGGCGAGGGAGAUGAAGAGUUGACUGUGCUACAGUUGAAGGAGGACAGGUUGCUUGCUGGUUUUGUACCAAUACUGGCUGCACCACAGGAGGCGUGUUACACAGACAGCCACACUGACAUGACAAUAGCAGAAGAUUGUAAGAGAGUGACGGUGCUCAAGUACUUUCUGGAGGCGUUGUGUGGACAGGAGGAGCCUCUGUUGGCCUUCAAGGGUGGCAAGUACAUCUCUGUGGCAACUUCUCCUCCACCCGACCACUCGGCGAAUACAGGAGGCAGGCAGGGUUCUCUCACAGAGAAAGAGGCUGAUGAUGUCAUAGUCGAGGCAGAGUCGUCUCUCUCCACGUCAGAAGGAGAGGAGGAGGCGGAUGAUAGUGAGAAUGACAUCAGACAGCUGAAGGCACGACGCCAUGUCCUCACCAACAAACUGGCACAGCAACAGAAGCGCAAGGACAAAAUACAGGCGGUUCUGCAGACUGGUGGGCAGUUGGAGCUGGAAGUGAGGCCUCUUUUUUUGGUUCCAGACACCAAUGGAUUCAUUGAUCAUUUGGAAGGGCUGCAGAAACUUCUUAAGUGUAGAACCUACAUCAUAGUUUUGCCUCUCAUUGUGAUUACGGAGUUAGACGGCUUGGCUAAAGGCCAGGACAACUUUGGUGGUGGAGUUGGGUCAGGUGGUCGCAACUCGGGCAGUCGUGGCAACCAUAAUGUCAGUUCCGCCCAUGUGCGGUCUGUGCAGGAGAAGGCCCGGUUGGCAGUGGCUUUCCUAGAGAAAGGAUUCGAGGCCAGGGAACCGUGCCUCCGGGCCCUAACAAGCAGGGGAAGCCAGCUUGAGUCUAUUGCUUUCCGGAGCGAAGAUACCUCUGGACAACAGGGGAACAAUGAUGACGUGAUUCUGUCCUGCUGUCUCCACUACUGCAAAGACAAGGCAAAAGAUUUCAUGCCUGAACAGAGAAAUGGGACAGUGAGGCUCCACCGAGAGGUCGUACUCCUCACAGAUGACCGCAACCUGCGCGUCAAAGCGUUGACCCGCAACGUCCCUGUGCGAGACAUCUCUGCUUUCCUCAGCUGGGCCAAAGUGGGGUGAACCAAGCUCAGCUGGAGUCAAAGGAAGCCAACUGCUGAAGCCUGCUUGCACCUCAGCCAGAGGAGGAGACACACUUAAACAGAUGAAGAAGAGGAUGAAAUGACGGGAGAGAGGAGAUGAAGAAGAGAGCAAACAACCACUACUUAUGAAACACAAGUAAAUGUAGUGAGAGUGGUUUCUGUGAGCUUUUCCCUCUUGUGAUGAAGUGUGUGUGUGUGUUGUGUUAAGAUCAGUGAGCUUCCUCAGAGGGAGACAGGAGACUUGAUGAGUCUCAGGAAGGCUGGACUACAGAGUGGGGGGAGUAAAAAUGGAGUGAUGUGAUUUGUAAGUUGUCGGGUCCAGCCUCGACCCUCUGCACCUAGUUAGUGAGUGUGUACUCUGCAAGCGGUAUUAAAUCUGGGCCUGAUGAUAGGAUGAGCCAGAGAGAGGGAGUGUUAAUGGUCAUUUAAUUGAUGAAAUACAUCAGUACUGAAGGCCACACCUGGCACUUCCCUACUUCUCUGAGGGCCCAGUCUUACAGACUGCUGUGGCCCCUACAGCAGAGCUGAGGGAAAGGAAGGCGGAGAGAAGCACAGCUGGAGCGUCUGUGUCAGUCCAGUUGACAGAGGCUUAAUGUAGUGAGGAUUAAUCAAGAGCCCUCGGUCAACCUCAGCCCCAGCAAGGAAUCACAAGAAGGUACAGUGUUUCCUGCUCAACCAGGAAGUGCACUGUGCCUUUGAUUAUCAUCCAGUUUGAAGCCAACAUUCAGUUCUUGAUAUUGCCAGCAAAUGGUUUUAAAAAGUCAACAACACCAAAAGGUUUGGUUCAUUCAUAUUUUGUUCUGUUUUUGACUUUUUGAGUUAAUUUGUUAAAAGUUUUGUUCUUUCAUGAAGGCAAUUUUUCCCCUUUAACAUCAUAAAACACACUGAUAAUAUACAUCUGCAAAUUUGACCACUAGGAACCAUACUUCUGGGUGCAAAUGCAUUUGUACAUAGUCCAUAAUUUGUGUGUAUGAGCAGUGUAAACCGUGCUUUAUUACAUCAUGGCUGUUUGGGUUGAGUUUUCAGGUUCAGAAACAUUUUAUCAUAAUGGAAUUUAGUCGUUUAAGCAAAAUGUGAAGCCAGAGUCUGCAGUAGUGUAGAGGAGCAGGAGGGAGGAUUUCCUGCAGAUACAUGCACUCGACUGACUGCAAGUUGAUUUCAGCUAAUUUAAACCAAUUUUUCUGAAUCAUCACUUGGACACAUCAGUGUGAGAAGAACUAUCUAAAAUGACAGAAAACAUCUGAGUUCAUUUUGUUUAACAUAUCAUGGUGCCAGCCACCAGGGGGCGAUGGAGAUAAUUUGGCUUCAUUUUUAGGGAGUUGUUCUGACCUCCAUUGUUGGGUAUCAGUGUUUUGUGCUUUGACGUUCAUACCACCUCAAUAGUUUACCUUUUGACAAAAUGCUUUUAUUAGCCAAAACCUGUUUUCCUGUUCAGAGCGUAGCAUUGUGGUUCAGAUAUCCACUUUACUUUAGUUAGGAUAAAAUACAUGUCUCAAAUCGCAGCUUGUAAAAUUUAGCAUUUCACUGAUAGGUAGAGAUUGUGUUGGAGAUUUAGCUUGUUCUUUGUUCGAGACAUAAACUGAGAUGUCAGUUUAUUUCUAUGUACUUGUCAGACACCUCAAAACAGAUAUAAUCUACACCUCUGUUAUUUGACCUCAUCCAGAAUUGAAAGUUCACUCUCCACAUGUUCACCAUAUGUUAAUGCUGUAAUGUAGGCCGAUGUGGCUAUUCUACUUUCUGUUUGUGUUGUACCUUUUCAAAGCCUAUAACUUCCAUCCGCAGAUGAAGUGUCCGUAUUUGUGUUAACAGGUUAAUUCAUUCUUUUCAGCACCUCUGUUCUUUCUGUAGCCUCUGUUAAGUUGCACUGCUUCCGUGUUUUAGUGUCAGUGCAAAUGUAGUCAGUAAUUGACAUGACAAGUGGUUUUUUCUUCAUCAUUAAAAAAUGACUUUAAAAUGCA